Molecule: messenger RNA, 9774 nt
Organism: Alligator mississippiensis (American alligator)
Lineage: Eukaryota; Metazoa; Chordata; Crocodylia; Alligatoridae
Gene: LAMA1
Product: laminin subunit alpha 1
Exons: 64
Coding region: 31-9405 (3124 amino acids)
Biological process (GO): axon guidance; camera-type eye development; regulation of cell adhesion
Cellular component (GO): basement membrane
Molecular function (GO): extracellular matrix structural constituent; signaling receptor binding
Source: RefSeq, a predicted model, not a curated record
AGCGGCCCCCCUCCGCUCCCGCCACCUGAGAUGGGGCUGAGCCGCCGCGCGCACCGCGGGCUGCUGCUGGCCGCCGCCAUCUGGGCGCUGGGGCGCUGCCAGCUCCGAGGUUUGUUUCCGGCUAUUUUAAAUCUGGCUAGCAAUGCUCAUAUCACCACCAAUGCUACCUGUGGCGAGCAGGGACCCGAGAUGUUCUGCAAACUGGUGGAACAUGUUCCUGGUCGACCUCUACGCAAUGCACAGUGCCGUGUCUGUGACAACAACAGUCCUAAUCCCAAAGAACAGCACCCUAUCUCCAGUGCUAUAGAUGGUACGAAUAAUUGGUGGCAAAGUCCCAGCAUUCAGAAUGGGAGGGAAUAUCACUGGGUCACCAUCACCCUGGAUCUAAGACAGGUCUUCCAAGUUGCAUAUGUCAUCAUCAAAUCUGCUAAUGCUCCCCGACCUGGAAACUGGAUUUUAGAACGUUCUGUAGAUGGCACAAAGUUCACACCAUGGCAAUACUAUGCAAUUAGUGACACAGAAUGCUUAACUCGUUAUAAUAUUACACCGAGACUUGGACCUCCUACUUACAAAAGAGACGAUGAAGUGAUCUGCACCUCUUAUUAUUCCAGACUAGUUCCACUGGAACAUGGUGAGAUCCACACAUCACUUAUCAAUGGUAGACCUAGCGCUGAUGACCCUUCACCAAAGCUAUUGGAGUUUACUUCGGCACAAUACAUCCGUCUUCGCCUGCAGCGUAUCAGAACCCUUAAUGCUGAUCUUAUGACUCUUAGCCACCAUGAUCCUAAAGAUGUUGAUCCCAUUGUUACCAGAAGGUAUUACUAUUCAAUAAAAGAUGUCUCCAUUGGUGGCAUGUGUAUUUGCUAUGGCCAUGCUCGAAGUUGCCCACUGGAUGAAACUGCAAAGAAACUGCAAUGCCAGUGUGAACAUAAUACAUGUGGAGAGAGCUGUAAUGAGUGUUGCCCUGGCUACCACCAGAAACCAUGGAGACCAGGAACCAUUUCUGCUGGUAACACAUGUGAGAAGUGCAACUGUCAUAACAAAGCACAAGAUUGUUAUUAUAGCCAGAGUGUUGCGGACCAGAACAGAAGUAUAAAUAUUCAUGGCCAGUACAUCGGCGGGGGAGUCUGCAUAAGUUGUACUCAACACACUACAGGAAUCAACUGUGAAAUCUGUGCUGAUGGAUAUUAUAGACCACAUAAAGUUUCUCCCUAUGAGGAUAACCCUUGCCAUCCCUGUGACUGUGAUGUGUUUGGGUCCCUGAGUUCCAGCUGCACUAAGGAUGAUGAUCAUUCUGACCUUCAUCAGGGGACUCAGCCAGGUCAAUGUGAGUGCAAAGAAGGUUACUCAGGAGAAAAAUGUGAUCGUUGUGCAUUUGGCUACAGGGGCUACCCAAAAUGUGUGCGCUGUAACUGCAGCAUGGUUGGCAGUAUCAACGAUGACCCAUGCACAGAACCUUGUUUUUGCAAAGAGAAUGUAGAAGGUGAAAACUGUGACCGCUGCAAAGCAGGAUUCUACAAUUUGCAAGAAAGAAAUCCUCAGGGCUGCACAGAGUGUUUUUGCUUUGGGGUUUCUGAUGUCUGUGACAGCCUUGCAUGGCCCAUCAGUCAGGUGUCAGAUAUGGGUAGGUGGUUGGUGACUGAUCUGUAUAAUCCAAACACUGUACAGCCUCAGCAAGGUCAGCUUGAUAGAUCACAUCAAAUAAGUAUCAACAAUACGAUGGCUAUGAAAAUACUGAAGCCCACUUACUACUGGUCAGCACCUGAGCCAUAUCUAGGAAAUAAACUAACUGCAUUUGGUGGAUACUUGAAAUACACUGUAUCUUAUGACAUUCCAAUGGAGAGUGUGGAUAGUGAUAUAGUGUCUAGUGUGGAUAUAAUCAUUCAGGGCAAUGGGCAAUUUCUGAAUACCAGAGCAGAGGGCCUGUCAUUACAGCCAUAUGAGGAAUACUCUAAUGCAGUGCAUCUUGUACCUGAUAACUUCAUAGAUUUUAAUACAAAAAGGGCUAUAGAUCGGGACAGGCUGAUGUCUGUUUUAGUAAAUGUAACUCAUCUUCUGAUUAGGGCUAGCUACAACAUUGCAAAAAGAGCCAUAUACAGGCUGGACUCUGUCACCUUGGAUUCAGCAGGUGCUAAUGUUAUAGAUCUUUCUUCAGCAGCAGAUGUGGAACACUGCGAAUGUCCUCAGGGUUACACAGGGAUUUCCUGUGAGUCCUGUCUUCCUGGGUACUACCGCGUAGAUGGAAUUCUCUUUGGAGGGAUUUGCCAACCUUGUGAAUGCAAUGGCCAUGCAAAUGAAUGUGAUAUCUAUGGGGUUUGCUUUGCCUGUCAACACAACACUACAGGACCUUUUUGCGAUCAGUGCUUGCCUGGCUUCUAUGGCACUCCAUCCCGAGGAACUCCUGGAGACUGUCAGCCCUGUGCCUGUCCUCUGAGAAUGAAUACAAACAAUUUCAGUCCCACCUGCCACUUAGGAAAAGGAGGCGAUGUUAUCUGUGACAAGUGUCGGCCAGGGCAUACAGGAUCACAGUGUGAAAGGUGUGCUAAUGGUUAUUAUGGAAAUCCACUGGUACCUGGCCAGACAUGUGUUCCUUGUGACUGCAACAGGAAUGUAGAUCCUCUAGAAGAUGGCCAUUGUGAUGCAGUCACAGGAGAAUGUUUGAAGUGUGUGGGGAACACAAUGGGCCAUCACUGUGAGAAGUGUGCUGAUGGGUACUAUGGGGAUGCAGUGAUCACUAAAAGAUGUCAUGUCUGUGAAUGCCAUCUGAAUGGUUCACUUUCCAGCAUUUGCCAUCAUGAGACUGGCUUCUGUUACUGCAAACCAAAUGUGACUGGACAAAGAUGUGAUAAAUGCUUGAAUGGUUAUUAUGGCUUGAAUACUGGACUUGGCUGCCUUCCUUGCGGUUGUAGUCAAUCUGGAUCAGUCUCUGAGGAUUGUAAUGACGAGGGCCAGUGUCACUGUGUACUAGGAGUGGCUGGGGAAAAGUGUGAUCGCUGUGCUCAGGGCUUCCAUACAUUCCAGGAUGGUGGUUGUACACCUUGCAAUUGUCCUCAUACUCAGAACAACUGUGAUGCAGAUUCUGGCCAAUGUAUCUGCCCCCCUCACACAGAAGGACCAAAAUGUGAACUCUGUAAGGAAAACUACUGGAGACAUGAUUCUGAGCUUGGCUGCAAGUGUACCUCAGGGCUCAAUCCUCAGCCACCGGGCAAGAAAAAGAUAUGGUGCACUCCAUGCACUCCUCCCUGCUUUUCAUCUCUGGCCUGCAAUUGCAGUGCUGUUGGUUCAGCCAGUCUCCAGUGUGAUUUACUGACUGGUCAGUGCCAAUGUAAAAGUGAAUUCGGAGGAAAAGACUGCUCCAGGUGUGCUUUAGGCUAUAGGGAUUACCCAGAUUGUGUUUCUUGUGACUGUGAAUUGAGUGGGACCAAAGCAGACCAGUGUGAAGAGGGUCAAGGAAUCUGCACUUGUGAAGAAGAGACUGGCAUUUGUGCCUGCAAGGAAAAUGUCUUUGGAUUGCACUGUAGUGAAUGCAAGACUGGAACCUUUGCUCUCCAAGCUAGUAACCCUGUAGGAUGUACUCCUUGCUUCUGUUUUGGGAUGUCAGAAUUCUGUUCAGAAUUAGAAAACCAUGCCAGAAUUCCAGUAACCCUGACUCCAGAUCAGUCCAUUCUUCAUGUGGUUUCUCAAAGUAAUCUCACAGGAACAAAAGAAGGUGUAUUUUCGCAGUUUCAUGAUGUUUUAUUGGAUGCUGCAACUGUCAGACAGCACUUGAAUACAGAACCGUUUUACUGGAGAUUGCCAGAUCAGUUUCAGGGAGACCAACUCAUGGCUUAUGGAGGAAAACUGAAGUACACAGUUGCUUUUUAUGCUUUGGAUGGCUUUGGCACCUCAAAUUUUGAACCACAGAUUCUGAUAAAGGGAGGUCACACCAGUAAAUUAGUCAUCUAUGUGGAUAUCUCUGCUCCAGAAAACAGAGUGAGACAUCACCAAGAAGUAGAAAUAAAAGAGCAUUUCUGGAAAUACUUUAACUCUGUGUCUGACCAACCUGUCUCACACUCCGACUUUAUGUCAGUGCUUAGCAAUGUUGAGUAUGUCCUUAUCAAAGCAUCGUAUGGUCAAGGAUUACAGCAAAGCAGAAUUGCAAAUAUCUCAAUGGAAAUAGGAAUGAAAAUUGAGGACAUGCAUUUGGGCAGAGAGAGAGCACAUCUCAUAGAGCAAUGUGAAUGUCCACCUGGCUAUGCUGGAUUUUCGUGUCAGAGCUGUGCUCUUGGAUACUACAGGGAAAAACAUGCAGACCUGAAUGUAAAAGAGCCACGUCCAUUGAUAAUGCCGUGUGUACCAUGUCAGUGCAAUAACCAUAGUGAGAUCUGUGACUUGGAAACAGGAAAAUGCCUGAACUGCAGAGAUAACACAACUGGUGAUCACUGUGGUGCUUGUGCCCCAGGCUACUAUGGGAAAGUACUUGGAUCUGUCCGUGACUGUUCUCUUUGUGCCUGCCCCAGAGCCAACACCAUUAGCUUUAGUCCUACUUGUGUUCUGAAAGAUGUUGAUGAUUAUCACUGCGAUGCUUGUCUCACUGGAUAUGAAGGGCAGUACUGUGAAAGGUGUUCUCUAGGUUAUUAUGGAGAUCCUGAAGCACCUGGUGGCAGCUGUCAGCAGUGUCAGUGCUAUCCAGAUGGUUCUGUCGACAAUAAUUGUGAUCGUAUAACUGGAAAGUGCAUCUGCAAGCAGGGUGUGGCAGGACAACUCUGUGAUGAAUGUGAACCAAGACACAUCCUUGUGGAAAAUGAAUGUCUUUCAUGCGAUGAUGACUGUACAGGUGUCUUAUUAGAUGACUUGGUUAACCUUGACAAAGCCAUAUUUUCAGUGAAUCUCACUGAUGUUGUCCUUGCCCCAUAUGGGAAAUUAUCAGAGUUGGAGAAUACAACAAAACAAUUCAAGCGGGUUUUAUUACCUAGAGAAGAUCCACUUCAUUCAAUACAGACAGCAAAAGAACAUCUGAUGAGUAUAUCGGGACGCACUGAUCAACUGCAAAAGGAGUUGACUAGAAUGUUGGAGAGAGGCUGGCAACUCAACAGCAGCACUCAAAGAAACAUGAACAGGAGUCAGGAAUUGACUGUAUCUAUUGAGACAGUGUAUACAACCAUCAAAGUCCUUGCUGAAGUGGCUACAUCAUUAAAUGAGACAUUGGGUCUGGAUUUCCAGCUGUCAAACAGCACAACUCAGAGUUUGCUGGAGAAUAUCUCUACCCUGCUGGAAACAAUGCAUAAAAGGCAUUUCAGGGAGCAGCACCAAAAUGCCAAUGCUGUACUGAAAGCUGCAGAAAGGUUGUUGCUACGGGUUCAGAAAGAGUAUCACAGACCCCAGCAAGAAUUUGCAGAACUGAAAAAAGAUACAAGUGAUCUCUUGUCAAACCACAUGAGCAGACUACAGGAAGCCCAGGACUUGGUGAAUGAGGCUCAUGCUAACACAAAUGAGAUGAACCGUCUGCUUCCCCUUAUCUAUAGUAACCUGGCAGAAUUAAAUAAUAAAAAGCUAAACAUAAAUGAGGAAAAUGACCUUUCCAACAUGCUAAUUAAGGAAGGGAAGGCAUUGGUGGAUGUUGCUGCACGUCUUGCCACAGAUGUAAAGAACUCUACAUCGAAUCUAGAUCUCCAACGAGAUGGGCUGAUUCUCUGGAAUGCGAAAUUGCGGCAUCAUGUGGAUGACCUGGUUAUGCAGAUGUCCAUGAGAAGAAUGCUUGACUUAGUCUACAGAGCAGAGGAUCAUGCAGCUGAACUUCAAAGACUUGCAGACGUUUUAGACAGUGGCCUUUCAAAUGUAAGAAACGUAUCUUUGAAUGCAACCAGUACUGUCUAUGCCCAUCCCAACAUUAAAAGUUUGAUUGAAAGUACAGAGAGUCUAGCAGAUGAUGCUUCUCGAAUUAUAAUUGACCCCUUGGACCUGCCAGGCGAAUCUUUUGAUUCUCUUGGGAAAGACACCUUACUGCUUAGUUCGAAAUUUCUAAAUGAAGCAAAAAAUCUGAAGAGGAAAAAUGAUGGCCUUGUGUCUGGAUUGAAUGGAUUGAGGGAAAAGGUACAAAAGGUUCGGGAGGGUUCUCAUAAGAUUGCUAAGCAGCUUAAAGUUUCAGUGACAGCACUGAAAGCACUACCUAAUGAUACCAGUGAAAUAAUUGUUGAAGCAAAAGAGAUGGCUAUGGCUGCGAACAAAAGUGAUGUUACUGGUGUAAGCCAUAUUGUGGAUUUUACUCAGAAGCUGAUGAACACUUCAUCUGCAUUGUCCAGAGUUAAUGACACAUUGCGGAAAACCAGUGAACUUAUAAUGGACUCAUCAAAAGCCGCAACCUCAGCUGAACAACAAGUUAAAGAAGUAGAAGCACAAGCCAAUCUUUUAUUUGAUAGGCUGAAACCGCUGAAAAGGCUAGAAGAGAACCUGAGCAGAAAUCUGUCUGAAAUAAAAGAACUCAUCAGUCAGGCCCGCAAGCAGGCAGCAUCUAUUAAAGUUGCAGUAUCAGCAGACAGAGAUUGUAUUCGUGCCUACCAGCCUCAGAUUUCAUCCUCUAACUACAACACCUUAACAUUAAAUGUUAAAACAAUAGAACCUGACAACCUUCUUUUCUAUAUGGGUAGCAAUGGAAAUAAUGACUUUAUAGCAGUGGAGAUGCGGCGUGGUAGAGUAGCCUUUCUUUGGGAUAUGGGCUCUGGAUCAACAAGAGUGGAGUAUCCUGAUUUUAAAAUUGACAACAACAAGUGGCACAGGAUACAUGCAACCAGGUUUGGAAAAACUGGUACACUGAGUGUAGAGGAAGUGAGCUCCACUCAGAAGCCCUUAACUAAAACUGCAACCUCUCCUGGGACAGCUACUGUACUGGAUGUAAACAAAUCAACACUGAUAUUUGUUGGUGGACUUGGAGGGCAAAUCAAGAAAUCACCAGCAGUUAAGGUGACUCAUUUCAAAGGAUGCAUGGGAGAGGCAUCCUUGAAUGGCAAAUCUAUUGGUCUUUGGAAUUACAUUGAAAGGGAGGGUAAAUGCAAUGGAUGCUUUGGAAGCCCUCAGGAUGAAGACACUUCAUUCCAUUUUGAUGGCAGUGGAUAUUCAGUUGUGGAGAAGGCGCUCCGCUCCACCGUGACUCAAAUAAUAAUGUUUUUCAGCACCUUCUCCCCUAAUGGGCUCCUGCUGUAUCUUGCUUCUAAUGGCACUAGAGAUUUCUUGUCUCUGGAACUUGUUGAUGGCAAAGUGAGACUGACUGUUGAUCUUGGUUCAGGACCACUUACUCUUUCAACAGAGAAUCGUUACAAUAAUGGGACAUGGUAUAAAAUUUCAUUCAGCCGCAACAAGAAACAAGGAGUAUUGGCAGUCAUGGAUGCGUAUAACCUUAAUUAUAAGGAAACCAAGCAAGGAGAAUCCCCUGGAGUAGCCUCGGACCUCAAUCGUUCAGAUAAGGACCCAAUUUACAUUGGUGGACUACCAAGAACAAGGGCUGUGAGGAAAGGACUUAGCAGCAGAACAUAUGUAGGUUGUAUUAAGAACUUGGAAAUAUCCCGCUCUACCUUUGAUUUGAUUAGAAACUCAUAUGGUGUGAGAAAAGGCUGCAUAUUGGAGCCUAUCCGUAGUGUCAGCAUCUUGAAUGAUGGCUACAUUGAAUUAGAGCCUAAGCCCCUAUCUCCUGAAACAGAACUAAUGGCAACUUUUGCUACUAAGAACAGUAGCGGAAUCAUCCUUGCUGGUCUCAACAAGGGAGCAGGGAAGCGACAACGCAGACAAGCACAUUUGCCCUUCUUUUCCAUCAUACUGAUUGAUGGUCAUCUCACUGUGCAUGUUAAUGCAGGGGACAGAGCAAGUACCAAAAAAGUCAUUCUCCAGUCUGCUAAUGGGACAUACAGAGAUGGACAAGAACACUCUGUCAUCCUGAUCCGGAAUAAGAGGAUGAUAACUGUACAAGUGGAUGAAAGUAACCCUGCAGAAAUGAGACUCAGCUCAUCAGCAGAAAUUAGUCCUAUGAAUAUUUCCAACUUCUAUGUUGGUGGGGUGCCAGCAGGCGAGGGCAUCUUAGGGUUGAAGAUGACUGGAUCUUUUUACGGAUGUAUAAGCAAUCUGAUUUUUAACAAGGAGCUUUUGGAUUUCACCACUGCUGUGAGGUAUCAACAUGUGGACAUGGGUAACUGCUUGCUUUCAGAGAAGCCUAAACCAGCAAUACAUCCAGAAGAUAUUGAGAUUCAACCUGACCUUCAGGCUUUGCCAGUUCCUCUAAGGCCUCUUCCAGAUAAUAAGAAGGCACAGUGUGCACAAGAUGAAAUGCCAGAUCAUGUUCCCGGUGCCCACCAGUUUGGACUUGCCAGAGGCAGCCAUUUAGUACUGAUUUUUAAUCCGAGUACUGUCAGAAGGAAACUCUCUGUUCAGCUGAACCUCAGAACCUAUGCUUCUAGUGGCCUGAUUUGCUACAUGGCUCAUCAGAAUCAAGUUGAUUAUGCAGCCCUUCAGCUUCUGGGGGGACAGCUAUAUUUCUCAUUUGAUCUUGGAAAAGGAAAAGCAGUGACUUUUCACCCUGUUAUCAUCAGUGAUGGAAAAUGGCACAUGAUAAAGGCAGAAUAUGUUAAAAGGAAAGGCAUAAUCAUCGUUGAUGGUCAGGAGUCAGCAGCAGUUAUUGCUCUGGGAGAUGGCAACACGCUGGAUGUUGAAGGGAAGCUCUAUCUGGGAGGACUUCCCUUAGAUUAUACAGCUAAGAAUAUUGGAAAUGUCACCAACAGUAUCCCUGCAUGCGUUGGCAGUGUAAUGGUUAACAAUAAGCCACUGGACAAAGAAAGCCCAGUCUCCAUCUUUGCUGUGAAUAAAUGCUAUGCAACAGCACAGGAAGGCACUUACUUCGAUGGAAGUGGCUUUGCUGCUCUUGUUAGAGAAGGUUAUAAAGUCCGAUCUGAUAUGAAUGUUACAUUUGAGUUCCGUACCACUGCCGCAAAUGGAGUUCUUCUUGGAAUUAGCAGUGCUAAAGUAGAUGCCAUUGGAUUGGAGAUUGUAAAUGGCAAGGUUUUGUUCCAUGUCAACAAUGGAGCUGGCAGAAUAACAGCCACAUAUGAAACAAGAGAUGCAAAUAGCUUAUGUGAUGGGAAGUGGCACAAACUUCAAGCAAACAAAAGCAAACAUCGAAUUGCUCUGAUAAUUGAUGGGAAUGUGGUCCAGGCCGAUAAUCCUCAUAUCCAGUCAACAUCUGCAGAUACAAACAAUCCUAUUUAUGUUGGAGGCUAUCCCACUGAUGUGAAGCAAAACUGUCUGACUAGCAAGAGCUCAUUCCACGGGUGUUUGCGAAACCUGAUGUUGAUCAAAGGCCAACAGGUAGAAUCCUUUGACUUCAGCAAAGCCUUUGACCUGCGUGGAGUCUUUCCUCAUUCCUGCCCUGGACCUGAACGCUAAACUGCAGAGAAAGGUUUUAGGAUCGAGAGCGGGUUAAUUUUCGUUGUUGCAGUUGCUUUAUUUUCCCAUUUCUUUGUGAAGAGAAGUUGUUGUGAGAACCCAGGCCUCUUUGAUUUCAGUUACUUUUCAGCUCAGGACAAAUUUUUAGGCAGAAGUUCUGCGCUUAACAUUUUAACAAAAAAUACCUCUACUAAAAUGUUAACAGCCUUAAUUGGGAUUCUUUUUCUUUUUGAACCUUUUAUUAAUCGGUGUUUACAACAUGUGUUCUGUUGAUUACUUGACAGUAUUUCAUUUAAUUGUAUAAAAAAUAAAAAAAAUAUUGGAGACCACAUAAUAAAAAUGCAAUAAAACAUGGAUUGUGUCACUUGA